GCAGUAAAUGCAUUUUUUUGUUAUUGUUGUAACAACAAUUAUGUAUUACAGGAAAAGCUUUGCAACAAUAUAUUUUGGAAUUUAUAAUAUCUAGAGUGGAGGUUAUCAGUAACGAAAUGUAUGCAAAUAUUUUGGUCCGAAAAUCAGCAAUUUCCGCAAGGAAUAGCUAAAGUGACGUCACAAAAUCAGAAUUUAGUAAUUUCACAGAUUCUCAAAUCAGACCAGAAUUUUUAUAUUAUAUUAAUACCAGAAAGUAGCUUAGAAACAGUAAUUAUGAGAACAAAGAGAGUCUUCUACGAUACAGAAAGCAAAAGAGGUUAGUUCAAAAGUGUAAAAAGGUGAAAAUCAAGCGUCCCUACCUUCUAACACAAUAGGUAAUGGGAAAGCAGACGGCUUGGAAAUUUGUUCUUUCGAAUAGCUCACUGGACAUGUCGGCACUUUGAUUCAAUAAUUGGUUCAAUUCGGUUCAGAGGUGAAACAACCGCUGUACCUCUUUGUAAUAGUUCAAACUGAACUAAGAGGUUUCAAGUCUUUCAAGCAAGAAAAACAAAUCAAAUCAAUUUUUAUAGGGUUGGAAAUACAAAAACUCUUUAUAAAAUUCAAUUUCAUUCAAUUUACAAAGUUCAAGGUCAAAGGUCAAAUCCACAAAUCAAUAAUAAUUCCAAAAAGCUUCUGUAAAACCUCAAAAACCAAACUGGUUUCCUACUCGGAAAAAAUUUCACACGAAUCGAGCAGAAUCAUUUUGUCAUGCCAAAAGGGUAUUUCCAUUGCAAAAGAAACUCAGCAAUUAGUUUAUGUGCCACACAUUAGACAAUCGACAAUAAAACGGUGCGCUUGGCCUCGCUGCAUUUUUAGUGCAUUUUCAACAAUCGACCGAUGAGUAUCGCAGAACGUUUGUAAAAAAAAGACGCGAUUUCAAAACUAAUAAAUAAAUUUCAAAGCAACUAACAACCAAGCGACAUAAUGCCUACAAAAUCGGUGCACAAGUGGAUGUCGGACGAAAUGGCGCGUCUCUCGACGAAAUUCGCGCGCUACAAGCCCAGCUGCAACGGUUACAAUCGCAUACAGCCGGUGUUGCUGUCGCGCAGCGUCACUCAAAUGCUGAAUAAUCCACUGCCAGUGGAGGAUCAAAUUGGCAGCACGAUGACGGCAGGACAACAGCAGCAGCACCAGCCGCAACAGAGACAACAACAAGGACAUGUGCGUCCGAAGGGUGUGCUCAGUCGCUCGGAAGCCGAGUGGGAAGAGGUCUAUCCGACGGUGCAGUUCGGUACAAUGGAGCAUUGCAAAGCGGAUGGCAAGACGACAGAGCGAAAAUUCGCUUAUUAUCGCAAUUGUUCGACGAGGAUAAUUUAAAAAUGCUUUUUUUUUAGAUCUUUACAUACAUAUGUACGAGUAUGUAUGUAUGUAUGCAUGUAGUUAGUGCAAUGCGUUUUUAGCACUGCCGCUUAUUCAUUGAAUAUUUAGUAUUAGCUUUUGCAAUGCAGAAUUUUUGCAAAAAGAAUUCAUUUAUAUUUAAAUGUGAGAAAUUGUUGAGUUAAUUAUUAACAAAAUAUAAAAAAAAAAAAUAAAAAAGAAAUAAAUAAUUAAUAAAAAAAGUUUCAAAAUAUAAAAAUAAUAAAAUGUAUUUUGGAAAAUUUGAUAUGUGUUGAAUAAAUAUUGAAAAUAUUAUAUAAAUACAGUUGAACUUCCAUAACUCGAAGUUCUCCAUAAUUCGAACUCUUGAAUUAGCAAUAGGAAUCAAAUUACCUUCCGUAACUUGUAAGUCUCUCCAACCAACUCAAAAAUUUUUGUGGAUCGUAGUGAUUUAGGGAUCAACUGUAUUAAAAUAAGUGGCAACCCUAUCGGGAUAUGUUUUAACCCUUUAUAGCAUCAUGUGACAGAUAUGUUACAAACCCUUUUAGAGGGCACAAAACAUAGGAAAAUUAAUUUUUCUCUUUUAAGUAUGAUAUACCAGCACUGUCACACUCCGUAUUUUUCAAUUUUAAAAUUCUCUGGUUUUUUAUGUAUUGGCAUCAUUUAUAAAACGGUACUUUCUUUUUCGCUGUGGUAAAGUUAGUGAAUGCACGUGCUUGCAAUUACCGAAAAGAUAAAAAUAAGAAAAUUUUCAGUGUUUUAAUAAAAUAUUUAGUGGAAAAGUUCAGGUACGUUCA
Zeugodacus cucurbitae (melon fly) is the source of this 2153-nucleotide messenger RNA. RefSeq lists its product as uncharacterized. The coding region runs from base 964 to 1356 and encodes 130 amino acids. The record is from RefSeq and is a predicted model, not a curated record. The transcript has a single exon. Lineage: Eukaryota; Metazoa; Arthropoda; Insecta; Diptera; Tephritidae.